Molecule: messenger RNA, 3183 nt
Organism: Aspergillus ruber CBS 135680
Lineage: Eukaryota; Fungi; Ascomycota; Eurotiomycetes; Eurotiales; Aspergillaceae
Gene: kin1
Product: putative serine/threonine protein kinase Kin1
Exons: 3
Coding region: 1-3183 (1060 amino acids)
Biological process (GO): intracellular signal transduction; microtubule cytoskeleton organization; protein phosphorylation
Cellular component (GO): cytoplasm
Molecular function (GO): tau-protein kinase activity; protein serine/threonine kinase activity; ATP binding
Source: RefSeq, a predicted model, not a curated record
AUGUCCACUGCUGCCUCAUCAUCUGCGUCGCCAACGGUUGUUCGCAGCCAUUCUACCUCGUCUCGUCCCCAAACCAACGGUCCGCCCUCGUCCGAUCUUCCCCAUCGAACUAGAAGUGUCGCGGUUCGGCCCUCAACCGCAUCCCAGCCUUCCCAGCCGCCCCAUCAAUCCCAACACCUCCAGUCCCCUGGCCAACUUAGAACACAGGCCUAUGAGCGCCAUCCUCCCCCGUCCAAUAAGGCUGUUUUUGACAAUUUAGCUCGUCGCGAUCCCGAAGUCGCUAGAGGAAAUCAUCCGCCUCCCACUCGUCGCAGUUAUUCCCGAGAACGUUCCCAGGAACGUGCCGCCGCAUACCACUCUGAUACCGCCCCGAAGAGACACCAGCGCAACCUUUCCGUUCAGGGUCACCAACGCGACAGCAUCGACAUGGCUACGGCUGGAGCUGCCACGGCCGAAGGGUCUACCGGCCCUCCACAGGCGGGCUCUGGUGCGCAAGUGCACUCUGCUGCGUCUGCGGCACCAAAACGUCGCACCAUGAUUACGACGCCAUCCGGCCAGUGGGCGCUCGGGAAAACGAUUGGUGCUGGUAGUAUGGGAAAAGUAAAAUUGGCAAAGAACAUGGAAACCGGUGAACAGGCGGCCGUCAAGAUUGUACCUAGACAGUCCUUCGAAGAGCAUCGCAGUGCGCGUGAGGCGGAAAGGGCCGAUCGCUCCAAAGAAAUCCGAACCGCCCGUGAAUCCGCCAUUGUUAGUCUCGUGAGCCAUCCGUACAUCUGUGGCAUGCGCGAUGUCGUGCGCACCACCUACCAUUGGUAUAUGCUCUUCGAAUACGUCAACGGGGGCCAGAUGCUCGACUAUAUCAUUUCGCAUGGCAAACUCAAAGAAAAGCAGGCCCGCAAGUUUGCCCGACAAAUCGCCAGCGCGUUGGACUACUGUCAUCGCAACAGCAUUGUUCACCGUGAUCUCAAGAUCGAGAACAUUUUGAUCAGCAAAACGGGUGACAUCAAGAUCAUUGACUUUGGUCUGAGCAAUCUGUUUUCCCCAAGAAGCCUUCUCAAAACAUUCUGUGGCAGUCUUUACUUUGCCGCUCCGGAACUGCUGCAGGCCAGGCAGUAUACCGGACCCGAGGUUGAUGUAUGGAGUUUUGGAAUUGUUUUAUAUGUUUUAGUAUGCGGAAAGGUGCCUUUUGACGAUCAGAGCAUGCCGCAGCUGCAUGCGAAGAUCAAGAAAGGUAAUGUCGAGUACCCACAGGGACUCACUAACGAGUGCCGCCACAUCAUUUCACGCAUGUUGGUCACGGAUCCAAAGCAACGUGCCAGCUUGACGGAAAUCAUGAGCCACCCUUGGAUGAACAAAGGAUUCAGCAGCCCGCCAGAAAACUAUCUUCCCACCCGUGAACCAGUGCAGCUCCCAUUGGAUUCCGAUGUGAUUGAGAAAAUGACAGGAUUUGACUUUGGAUCGCCGGAGUACAUUACAACGCAGCUCACCAAGGUCAUCGAGUCGGAGGAGUACCAGAAUGCCGUGAACAACUAUCGCGAGCAACCGCCCCCGAGUCUGCCGGAAAAGAAGCGGGGGAUGUUUGAAUUUUACAAACGGCGGAAUUCGGCCAGCAGAGAUACUCUGUCGAAUCCUUCUGCCGAGGCCGUACAGCUUGGAAGCGAUCCUCUGAAUGCGUACAGUCCGUUAUUGUCGGUGUACUAUCUAGUCAAGGAGAAGCUGGAUAGAGAACGAACCGAGACCAAGCCCGGUGCUCUUGGUCUGCCACAUGGAGCCGGUGACAGCAUGCUGCAAAUGCCGGACCUUCCGGCGCCAGAAGCCGCUCAUACCAACCAGUAUCAAAUCCCCGGGGAGAGUGAUACUGGUCGCAGAUCCCGUCCUAGGGCCAGGACCCACGGUGAUGAUGAACUUGGGGAUGGUGUCAAGAACCUCAACCUUGGCCCGCAGCCUGGACAGGCGUCGUCUGCCCAGCCUGGAUCCCAGCCAGGAACCCCUGCGAAGAAGGAAAGCACUGCUGCAGGCAUCUUGAGACGAUUCAGCACGCGUCGAACCAAGGACCGCGGCCGUGAUACGGAGCGUCCUCAGUUCGGACAUAGCCACACACCGUCGUUGAACGUCCAGCCACCUGCAGACUCGGCUUCUCCUCUUCACCGUGGAUUCAGCAUGAGGAGAGCUCGACGAGCGGACCCAUCGCCAACAAAUUCUGGUGGCAGCCAAGCACACAAUGAUCAUCUCAAGGCACCUGGAUCGGCAGAGCAGGCCUCGCGAUCCAACAAGUUUCUGGAAAGGUCUACCAGCGUCAGUUCCGCCGAGAACCGAGCGCAAAGGGCAGCCCGCCGUGGUGGUGACGCUGAUACAUUAGACUUCGCGGACGGGCGGCAACCGCCUGCAACCAGUGGAUCAGACCAUGUGGCGGUUAAUGACACUGCAGGACGGACAUCUAGAGCACCCAUGCGCACUCAUAGUACGCGUACGGUGUCGCUUGGUCAUGCCCGUCGUGAGAGUAUACAGGCACGAAGAGCCAGACGGGAGGCUGCCCGGGAGUCCAACGUGCCGGAGGAGACGGAUGCAGACAUCUCCGGGGCUGGAACUGCGUUGGAAAGUGCCAACGAAGGAGAGGACUUGUCGAAGCCGGUCUACCUCAAGGGUCUCUUCAGUGUAUCGACUACUAGCAGCAAGCCUCUCCCGGUCAUCCGGGCGGAUAUCAUUCGAGUGUUGAAGCAACUUUCUGUGAGCUAUCAGGAAAUCAAGGGAGGAUUCAGUUGUCGACAUGCCCCAAGCAUCGAUCUCGACAAGGUGGUGGAUGUCGGUCCCCCAAGUCCGGAUCGCCAAGGCCAGGUCUCGAAUCACCGGAGGCGUAUCAGCCUCGGAGGACUCUUGAACCACGAGGAGCGCACGCAACGUCGAUCACAGCAGCAAAACCCCCCAGACCGCAGUUUCGUCUCGAACUCCGAAUCCGACGAAUACGUCACCCCCCGGAACCAAAACGUCGGUGAACGCGUGGUCGGCGAGACAACGACGCAAGUGCAAAGCGAUACAGGCGAGAACAUGAUUCUGCGGUUUGAAAUCCUCAUCGUGAAAGUGCCGCUGUUCUCACUGCAUGGCAUUCAAUUCAAGAAGGUGGCCGGUGGAAUGUGGCAGUACCGGGAGAUGGCGAAGAAGAUACUGGAUGCAUUGAAGUUGUGA